Spinacia oleracea (spinach) is the source of this 1565-nucleotide messenger RNA. Its product is annotated as E3 ubiquitin-protein ligase RING1-like. Gene Ontology annotation, biological process: protein ubiquitination. The coding region runs from base 166 to 1281 and encodes 371 amino acids. Gene Ontology annotation, molecular function: transferase activity. NCBI's taxonomy places the organism in Eukaryota, Viridiplantae, Streptophyta, Magnoliopsida, Caryophyllales, Amaranthaceae. The record is from RefSeq and is a predicted model, not a curated record. The transcript has a single exon.
GAAAAAGAAAUAGUUUCUAAUUACAGCAACCUUCUAAAAACGUGUACAACAACAAACAAACACCCCUCUUUCCAAGGCUUAAACUUACACUUAACCUCUAAUCUCUUCUUCUUCCUAAUCUUAGUUUUUUCUCCCCUAUUUUUCCUCAUCAAUGGUCUCCUAAUUAUGGCGAUUCGCCUUCGAAAACUCUUACAAUCCUUUACUUCUUCAUCAACUAUUACAAACGUAACCACUAAUACUACUACAAUCUCUUGUACAGAAUUUUGUAACCCUACAUGUGGUGUUGAUUUUGAUGAAUGUUACACAACCCGGACCCAACCCGGCCCGCUUCCGUCGCCACCACCACCACUAUCUUCUUCGACAACGAUCGUGGCAACCCCGUCGUCCACCACCACCACCACUCAUGAUGAUUUCCACUUACCACCCUUUGUGAUCAUUAUCAUUAUUGUACUAGUAGGUGCAUUUCUUUUGGUAUCUUACUAUGCAAUUGUUAUUAAGUCUUGUAUCUUCUGGUCACGGUUAUUAUCAAGAAGACAAAUGCCUCCGCCGCCGUCGUCCAAUCUACCACCGGACGGCGGCGGCGGCGACCGGGGUGAUCAUGGUCAAACCGAUGCCGUCUCUAACGUGGUUGACCACCCUAUAUGGUUGAUCUCAACCAUCGGGUUACACCAGUCAAUAAUCAACUCGAUAACCGUGAUUCCGUACAAGAAAGACGAGGGCGUGAUCGACGGUAGCGAUUGUUCUGUUUGUUUAAGUGAGUUUGAAGAAGGUGAAACACUUAGACUUUUACCAAAAUGUCAACAUGCAUUUCAUAUUGAUUGUAUUGACACUUGGCUUAGGUCACAUACCAAUUGCCCGAUGUGUCGGGCGGGUAUUAUGAUAUCCGAUUAUAAUAAUAAUGAGCCGGGUUUCGGGCGGGCCGGGUUCGACUUUUUGGAUGAUUCGGAUAGUAGUGAUGUUGAAUUAGGUGUAAUAAUCCAAGAUGAAAACAGGGGAGAAACAGGGGAAAUUGAGGUUGAGAUUGAAAUUGAUCAUCAAAAUAAACAUGAAAAUGAAAAUGAUGUUCAUCAUCCUAUUGCAUUACUUGUACGGAGGUCUUAUUCUAUGGAUUAUAGAAAUGUUAAUAUGCAACAAAACUCGAACUCGAACUCGGUUGCAUUAGUGGGUAGUUCUUCUUCAAGACCAAUCAAAACUCCAAGGGUUAAUGGAAUUAUGAAGAGAUCAUAUUCAUGGAGUGAAAUGAUUUUUUGGUCAGAAAACCAUACAAGUAUAUUACCCUAAUUUAUUUAUUUGUUAUUAUUAUUUUACUUCAUGGUAAGUUUUUAUAUUUUAUUACCUUAGAUAAAUUAGGAUACAGUCUUGAUAGAAAAUUAGAGAGAUCAAAUUUGUGUGGCUUUGAUCCACAUAAAUUAGUGGAGCGUUUUUCUUUUAAUAUAUAAAUAUUUUUCCACCCAAAAAAAAUGUAAGGUGGGAAGUUGGUAAAUGUACAUAUUUGUAUAGAAACCAUGUUUUAAUGAGAUUAUAUCCACCAUAAUUCGGCUUCAAAUGUUUUGUGUACGUAAUAU